This is a messenger RNA of Ruditapes philippinarum (Manila clam), 3684 nucleotides long. RefSeq lists its product as uncharacterized. The transcript has a single exon. The record is from RefSeq and is a predicted model, not a curated record. Gene Ontology annotation, molecular function: nucleic acid binding. Lineage: Eukaryota; Metazoa; Mollusca; Bivalvia; Venerida; Veneridae. Gene Ontology annotation, biological process: DNA integration. Bases 1 to 3684 code for a protein of 1227 amino acids.
AUGUUUGAUUUGUUUAGCAAUGUACCAGUAGGUAAUGAAAAUUAUGAACUUAACUCAUGUUCAGGAUCCUCUGUGUGUAAUGGCAGAACUAUUGACAAUAUGACAGUUUCAUCUAUAGAUGGACAAUUCUGUACAAAACUCCCAACCAUACUAGAAUGUGAUAGCAUUCCGGACUCGCGGUUGGAAAUCCCUACACCGGAUAUAGUAAAAUACCACCAACACCUCUCAGAUGUCCCCAUUCCCAGGUUGCGUGAGGACUGUGAAAUAGUGCUUCUCAUAGGACGUGACGUAGCAGAGGUGCACCAUGUAUUUGAACAACGUAUAUCCCCUGAGAAGCCAGGUGCCCCCUUUGCUCAGCGUCUAGGUUUGGGAUGGGUAGUCAUUGGUGAAGUUUGUUUGUCAUCGCACAGACCACCAGUACGGACUAUGAAGACUUAUGUUUGCGAAAGUGGAAGACCGUCCAUAUUUGAACCAUGUAGUAAUAAGAUUACCGUUAAACAUUGUCACCUUGACCAGGUCGGGGCUAAUGACAUAUUUGUUCAUACAAAGAAUGAUGAUAAGCCAGGCUUAUCUUUAGAAGAUAAGGAGUUUCUUAAACUUAUGGACACACACUUUCAUAAAGAUAAUUCUGGUCACUGGACUGCACCAUUGCCAUUUCGUACGCCACGCAUCAAAUUACCGAACAAUCGAUCAGAAGCCUAUCGUAGGGCUAAGACUUUUGAAAGUUCGCUAAAACGAGAUCGACUUAAAUUGCAGCACAGUCUAGAUUUUAUGGAAAAUCUACUUAACAAAGGCUAUUGCGAACGUGCUCCCCAUCUUGAAAAUGAAGAAUGUUGGUAUCUUCCAUUAUUUGGUGUAUAUCACCCGAAGAAAAAGGACAAAAUUCGUAUUGUGUUUGAUUCGUCAAGUAAGUUUGAUGGAGUGUCCUUGAACAGCGUGCUCAUGACUGGUCCAGAUUUAACAAAUAGCCUGACUGGGAUACUGAUGAGAUUCAGAAGAGAUAGAAUAGCAGUAUCUGGGGAUAUAGAACAGAUGUUUUACCAAUUCCGGGUUGAUGAAACACAUCGCAAUUACUUACGGUUCCUCUGGUAUGAAGACAACGACUUCAAUAAACCAUUAAUUGAGUAUCGCAUGUGCGUGCAUGUUUUUGGAAAUGCCCCCUCACCUGCAGUGGCAACAUAUGGCCUCCAACAAUCAGCCAAAAAUGCUGCAGAAACCUAUGGUGAAGCUAUGUUAGAUUUCGUCUGUAAUGACUUCUAUGUUGAUGAUGGUUUGUCUUCACUUCACACAGAGAGAGAAGCUGUAUCGUUACUGACUAACACAAAAGAAGCUCUACAAGAAGAAGGAAAUCUACGGUUUCAUAAACUGGUGUCAAAUAGUACCAAGGUUUUGGAAAACUUUAGUGAGGAAGAUCUAGCUAAAGAUAUCAAAUCUAAAGAUUCUCCUGUACAUAGAAGCCUAGGACUUAGUUGGAGACUUGAUGAUGAUUCAUUCACAUUUCAGCUUGACAGAGAUGAGAAACCAACAUAUACUAAACGAACUGUGCUCGGAAUUAUCAAUAGCCUUUACGAUCCAUUAGGCUUUUUAUCACCUUUCACGAUAACUGGUAAACUAUUGCUACGAGAUAUCACUGACAGUGUUCAGGAUUGGGACGAACCAUUGCCUGACUAUCUGCACAAGAAGUGGUUGUCAUGGUUCCAAAGUCUGCAAGAUCUUCAAUAUCUUAGGAUACCAAGAACCUAUUUUCCUCCUAGUGUGAAAUUUGGCGCUGAGAAGGAACUUCAUGUAUUCUGUGAUGCUUCUGAGAAAGCUAUUUCCAGUGUUGCAUACCUUAAAACCGUUGGAAAUGAAAGUACCAAUGUUGGAUAUGUGUUCGGUAAAGCCAAAGUAGCACCCAAACAUGGACAUACUAUACCCAGAUUAGAACUGUGUGCAGCUGUUUUGGGAGUGGAAAUUGCUGAAAUGAUUUGUGAAGAGUUAUCCAUUUCACCUGAGAAUAUAACGUACCACACUGACAGUAAAAUUGUACUUGGAUACUUGAAUAAUAAGACCAGAAGAUUCUAUGUCUAUGUAGAAAAUAGAGUUUCCAGAAUUCUUAAAUUUUCCAAGUCAUCUCAAUGGAAAUACGUAGAAACAGAUAGAAAUCCUGCUGAUGAAAGUACCCGUGGUUUGAAACCUUCGGAACUGGUGCACUCUAAAUGGUUGUCAGGACUACCUUUGUUAUCAUUACCAGAAUCUUCCGAGCAAUAUGACCUACAAAAUCCUAAUGAGGAUGUUGAAGUUCGAUCCUCAGUGACAAGCAUGAAAACUGAAGUGAAAUUUGGAAUAAAUCGCUUUGAAAAGUUCUCAACUUGGAAGAGACUUGUCCUUGCUAUAUCUACUCUCUUGAAAUUUGUCAGGCGUUUUAAGAAGAGGCAUACUUCUAGUAGUGACAAUUGUCAGUCACAGAUACUUCCUGAGCAGGAAAUUGAUGCCAAAACUUUCAUUAUCAAACAAGUGCAAAAGGAGAUAUACCACAAGGAAAUAUCAUGUUUGAAAUCUGACAAAAAGUUACCUAAACAAAGUAAUGUGUUGGAUCUUGCACCAUUUAUUAAUAAAAAUGAAGAAAUUCUCAGAGUUGGAGGUAGACUGAAAUCUUCUCAACUACCUAAAGGUGAAAAACAUCCUAUUCUUAUACCUGGACGAUCACAUACAGCUACUUUACUGGUUCGACAUUAUCAUGAAAAGGUCCACCACCAAGGACGUCAUAUUACAGAGGGCGCCAUUAGAACAGCCGGUUAUUGGAUAACUGGUGGCAAGAGACUGAUAGCCAACCUUAUUCACUCAUGUGUGCAGUGCCGUAAACUCAGAGGUUCAUUCUCCUCUCAAAUGAUGUCUAACUUACCUGCUGAUAGAAUCACACCUGCUCCGCCCUUUACCUAUGUUGGAGUCGAUGUGUUUGGCCCCUGGAAUGUUAUUACCCGUCGUACAAGGGGCGGAAGUUCUACAUCAAAACGUUGGGCAGUUCUCUUUACUUGCUUGUCAAUCAGAGCCAUACACAUUGAACUGGUAGAAGAGAUGUCAUCAUCAGCGUUUAUCAAUGCUCUGAGACGAUUUACCUCACUAAGAGGUCCGGUCAAAAUCUUUCGAUCAGAUCGAGGGACUAAUUUUGUUGGAGCUACGGAAGAUUUGGGGAUCGAAGCUGUCAACGUUGAAGACAGAAAAUUUGCUAACUACCUACACGAGUCUGGAAGCGUUUGGAUUUUUAACCCACCUCAUUCUUCUCACUUUGGAGGUGUUUGGGAGAGAAUGAUAGGAGUUACUCGCCGUAUUUUGGAUGCUAUUCUACUCGAAAACAAAAACAAGCACCUAAUGCACGAGGUGUUGUCAACAUUCAUGGCAGAAGUUUGUGCAAUUGUGAACGCGAGACCUAUCACACCUGUUUCAUCAGACCCAGAGAACCCAUUUAUUCUGUCCCCCUCUGUGCUUCUUACACAUAAAAGUGCAAAUAAUCCUGUUUCAAUGUUCGAUCAUUUAGAUACAAAAGAUAUGUAUAAAGCACAGUGGAAGUGCGUUCAAGUUUUAGCUGAAUCUUUCUGGAAAAGAUGGAGAUUGGAAUACUUGUCACAAUUACAACCACGCAAAAUCAGGAAAAAUCAAUCUGAAAAUAUCAAGUUAGGUGAUCUAGUGCUCUUACGCGAUUAA